AUGACUGCGGGCAUUACUAAGGUUACCAAAGUCGUCGCAGUUACAUCUUUCGUAGAUUCAAUGGGGUUGUCUUCAUCAUCAGCUGUGUCAGAUCAGUCGCACGGAGUUGAUGUCAUCACCAAAGUUGUCAGAGUCGGACCUACUACGGUUAAUACCGCAAACUGCCAACCAUUGCUCUGCAGUCUCAAUGUGGCGUCGGUCUCGGUGUUUUAUUGGCCCCAGCAGUCCGCAAACACAGCGUGUCUCUCCACAAUAUCCAGUCCACCAUCAGCGCUGCCCCCAGCGGGAUUAAACCCGCAAUCUUCAAGUAUAUACGCCAUCUUCUAUUCAUUAAGCCUUAGCAAUGGCUGCGGUAGCCUUAGCACGACCUACGAUUCAAUCACGAUGUCCUUCACCCCCGGCGCCCUAUCGACCGUGAACCCUUUCGGAGACUCUGCCGAGGUUUUCAAUUUUGCCGAUCUGCCCUGUCCGCCACCAGGUCUAUAUGUGGAGCCCGGACAAUUGUACCAGCCUCAAUUUGCACCACCGCGAGCAUUUUUCAGUAGCCUACGGGCCGCGGACCCGGCUGCCUUACAGGGCUGUUCCGAUGGGGUGUGGGCGGACGGCUGGACUGAUCCUCCAAUAGCUUUCAUCACGGCUGGCGCCCUCACAGGGCCUGGGUUGGCGGGCGGAGGUCGUCCUCCCCGUCGGAUAAGGAAUAUACCAGCGAAUGCACAUGUAACAGCGAGGACUCCGACUAAGACUGCCGACGCCCCAUAG
Molecule: messenger RNA, 759 nt
Organism: Letharia columbiana
Lineage: Eukaryota; Fungi; Ascomycota; Lecanoromycetes; Lecanorales; Parmeliaceae
Exons: 3
Coding region: 1-759 (252 amino acids)
Source: RefSeq, a predicted model, not a curated record